GCAACAACAGGGACGUGUUCAAAUCUACACAAACCGGCGUACAAAAAGAAAAAUUGACCAAAUGGCGAAAUUUGCUGUGAUACUUGCCGUGGCGUUGUUUUCCUUCACAACCAAAGCUAAGCCUUUGGACGAUGUUUGUUCCGAGUGGUCACUGCAGAACGGCGUUGGAUUCAUUACUCACAAGGACUGCGACAAGUUCAUCCAGUGCUACGAGGAUGGAUUCGGAAAAGUAGUUGGCGUAGUCCAGCAGUGCGCGUUCGGUACAGAAUGGAAUCAAAAACUGCUAACUUGCGUAGAUUCGUCUAUCUCGACGUGUCCAUCAACAUCGGAUAAAUGUUACCAGUUGAGCAAUGGGGACGAGCGCAAAGCCGUCGGUAAUUGUAGGGGUUACUGGGUUUGCACAAACGGCGAUUCUAUUCCAGAAUGCUGCCCAAUUGGUCAGUAUUAUAAUGAAACGAAUGGAUGCACAGACACGGACAAUGACACCGAAUGCAACGCAAAAUGUUUCAAUGAUGACUGGAACGUUGAUCUAAUUUUAAAUCCUAGAUUAGAAUUCAAUGACACUACUGAAACUACCACGACGACAAAACAGCCAUGCAUUAACAAGCGAGCGAUCACGGGGAUUUCGAUACAGUACGAGGAGUACAUUGUCGGUUUCGGUUGGAUCUCCCGACCUUGCCCAGUAGGCCUCCAGUUCGCACAAGAUGACUGCGAAUGCACACAGGUUGUAUCCGUCUCACAGCCCUCCGCAUGCACUCGCGAAAUAUAUCUGCCGUUUAACGAUAACCAUUACGAUCAAUCUGGCAAGAUGAAUUACAUCCGUAACGAAAACGUUGUCAUCGAGAAUGGCAAGGCCGUUUUUAAUGGUCUUAAUAGCCAGCUGAUUAUCCCAAGAUUCACCAACGUGGACGCUCCAACGAUUGUUGUGAAAGUCGUGUACACUUCUGACCACGAGAGUCUUCUCCAAGCGCAGACCAUUGUUGCCGACAGCAAUUGCGGAAAUGACUCGUCUGUCGUCAUCAUCGAAGGCACCAGCGCUGUCCAUUACACCGUGGGUACGAAUAUAGGAGACAUUAACUUCAAAAACACCUUGUCUGUGCACCAGACUGCCUCAAAAGAGAAGGAUAUCGUCUUCAGCUUCCACAAGGGGGUGCUGACAGGAAAGUUAGGUGAUGAAGUGACAGUUUCUGACAAUAUACAAGGUGAUCUCCGUAGCGUCCAUUGUGCUCUCCACAUUGGUAACUCUGAUAUGGUCAGCGGGGGCUGGUUCAAAGGAGAGAUCGAUGAGUUGUCCAUCUAUCUUUGCGCAUAAAAUCUAUUUCUUUAUGUAAACGGAUUUAGUUACGAUAGUAUGCAUUUUCGAAAAACAUUUAUAAAUGCAUAAGUUAGAAUAAAUUUAAAACAAUCUAAACUGUAAGUUAACUUUACUUAUAAAAAAGUAAGUAUUAUAAUAUAAAAGAUUAUUUAUAUACAUUUUUAGAAAUUGAACGCACUUGAAAUAGUUUUCUCCUGUGUGCUUUUACAUGUUUUGUAUGUAUCCAUAGCUAUUUUACAAAGUGAUUAUGUUAACGAUGAUCUUCAUGUGGGUGCCGAUAAAUGUAUGUUAUAAUAUGGCAUGUAGAAGUCAGUAUGUGUUGUUAGACAUGUACACAUUCCUGUAUGAUGAAAUCCUGAACAAUAAAAUCUGUAUAAAUAUA
This is a messenger RNA of Dreissena polymorpha, 1697 nucleotides long. Its product is annotated as protein PIF-like. The record is from RefSeq and is a predicted model, not a curated record. Gene Ontology annotation, molecular function: chitin binding. NCBI's taxonomy places the organism in Eukaryota, Metazoa, Mollusca, Bivalvia, Myida, Dreissenidae. Bases 62 to 1312 code for a protein of 416 amino acids. Gene Ontology annotation, cellular component: extracellular region. The transcript is spliced from 2 exons.